This is a messenger RNA of Nicotiana tabacum (common tobacco), 607 nucleotides long. RefSeq names its product putative steroid-binding protein 3. The record is from RefSeq and is a predicted model, not a curated record. Gene Ontology annotation, cellular component: membrane; endomembrane system. NCBI's taxonomy places the organism in Eukaryota, Viridiplantae, Streptophyta, Magnoliopsida, Solanales, Solanaceae.
ACGGCACAAGCAGCAAGGACAACCAUCACAUCAUUCCCACUCCACCACAUCUACCCAUUAAUUAACUACAUCCCAUUUGAUUCCAAAAAUCACCGAGACAAGCAUGGAGCUAACAGCACAGCAGCUCAAGGCAUACGACGGCUCAGAUCCAUCAAAGCCAAUCUACGUGGCAAUCAAAGGUCGCAUCUUUGAUGUCACCACCGGCAAUUCCUUCUACGGUCCCGGCGGCGCAUACUGUAUGUUCGCCGGAAAAGAUGCAAGCAGAGCACUCGCAAAGAUGAGUAAGAACGAAGAGGACGUUACCCCCUCGCUCGAUGGCCUUUCUGAGAAAGAAAUGGGGGUUCUCACUGAUUGGGAGAAGAAAUUCGAAGCUAAGUACCCAAUCGUUGGCACUGUUAUUUCUUAAUCUAAUAAAUGAAGUGGGUUUGGGGAUCUGGGGUUUUUGUGCAGUUAUGAAUAAAUAUAGGUUUUCCUUAGCCUGGUAUUGCGUAUUUCUCAUGGGUCUGUUUGUGUAAUAGACAAAAUUAACUUGUGACUUUUGUGCAAUUACGAAUAAAUCUAAGGUUUUACUCUUGAGAUGUAUGAUUGAUGUGUAUGCUGUUUGGGA